Molecule: messenger RNA, 5863 nt
Organism: Vollenhovia emeryi
Lineage: Eukaryota; Metazoa; Arthropoda; Insecta; Hymenoptera; Formicidae
Product: protein groucho-1-like
Exons: 13
Coding region: 1345-3708 (787 amino acids)
Biological process (GO): negative regulation of canonical Wnt signaling pathway; regulation of DNA-templated transcription
Cellular component (GO): transcription regulator complex; nucleus
Molecular function (GO): transcription corepressor activity; protein binding
Source: RefSeq, a predicted model, not a curated record
AUCUCCCACCAUCGGUCUAUCCGUCAGUCGCUCCGUAGCCGCCGCCGCGAGUGGUUCGUUCGCGUCACUUGGCCCGCGCGCGCGCUCUUUCACGACGCUCGUCCUCGGGAUUUCUCGCGAGAACUUUUCCGCAAGUCCGAGAUCGAUCGAUCCGCCGCCUCCUCUCGCGGUCGCCCGAGCCUCGCGCUCUCGCGGCGGUCCAACGUCGUUUCCCCGAACGAGCCGCGGACGUGCCGUGCCGUGCGCGCACGCGCGCCCGCGCGCUCCCGCUGUCGCUCGCUCGCGCUCGCUGUACGCGUUCGCGCUCGGGUAAACAACGGAGUGUGUGCAGUGUUUCAGCGCGUGUGUGACGCGCAUUAGUGUUGCUCGCGACGUUCGACGGCGACGCCGCCGGUGGUCGCCGCCGCCGCCAUCGGGGAGAGAAGAGGAGACGAAGAGGAAGCGGAAGUGAAGUAAAUAGAUCGUGACAAACUCGUGCGCGUGUGUCGGAUACAAAGGAACGCGUGCGCGUUCUCUCCUGGCGAGAGAGAUCCUUCGGCGUGAAGGUUUCUCCGAGCGGCGCGACGACGCGGGCCACUACUACUCCUGCCUUACCGACCGGAAAAAAGAAAGAAGGUAAAGUCGCGUCUCCCUCCGCGUCGCGCAGCACAAAGAAAGGCGCGGACACGGCCAUCGAGUCGCCCCGUCGCGCGUCGUGCGUGACUCCGAAUGAGCGCGACGGCCAGCCUCACCUGACCCGGUGAGCCGAGAGAAAGAAGAAGAAGAAGGAGGAGGAGAGAAGGGAGGCCGCUACCGACGGCGACCGCUAGCCGCGCGAGUGCAGGAGAGGUGUAACGUCCGAGCGGCUGCCCCCCCCCCGCGCGCCGCGCGCCCGAUGAGACGGUAGUGACGGAUGGAUUGGCGGCGACCGCCGAUGGAUUUUCGGCGGGGAAACGUGGUGUUGCGAAUCACGUUCGCGUACGCGUCGCAGCGGUGCGUGGCACGUCGUCGCGGGGAGUGCCGGCCGUCAUCGUCUUCGUAGCGACCGGGUGACCGCCGACGUCACGAGCCUCCUUCCCACCGCACCGGGAACGUCCUUGUUUCGCCCUCUGUUGCACGGUUGUUGCUGUUGUGCCGUUUGUUGUUGUUGUUUUUUUGUUGUUUAUCACCGCCGUUUGUCCCUCACCGGCGCACUCGUCGGAAGGAGCGCGGCCGCGUGCGACAUGACGCGCCUCCAGUGAGGUGCAGCACCCCCCCGAGUCGUCGCGCGCGCGUCUCCGGCCAGCGUCAGCGCGGGAUCACGUCGCACAGAUACCGCGGGGGUAUUCUUGGUGGGCGCAUCGAGCGGGAAACCACGCCGGAAGGAUGUAUCCCAGCGCCGGAAUCAACGCAGCCGCCGUGGCCGCCGCUGCCGCCAGGCAUCCGGGUCCACCGCAGCCUGGGCAGCCGUUCAAAUUUUCAGUCGGCGAGUCCUGCGAUCGUAUAAAGGAGGAGUUCAACUUUUUGCAAGCCCAAUAUCACAGCCUUAAAUUGGAGUGCGAGAAACUGGCCAGUGAAAAAAUAGAGAUACAGAGGCAUUACGUGAUGUAUUACGAGAUGUCGUACGGGCUCAACGUGGAGAUGCACAAACAGACGGAAAUAGCGAAGAGGUUGAACGCCAUCGUCGUACAGAUCCUGCCGUUUCUCUCGCAGGAGCAUCAGCAGCAAGUCGCCUCGGCGCUCGACAGAGCCAAACAAGUGACCAUGACCGAGCUGAACACUAUUAUCGGGCAACAGAGGCCCGAUUUGCCGAGACUUCUGCAACAGAUGCACGCCCAGCAACUGCCACCGGGCGCGGCGAUGGGACCACAUCCGGGCAUACCCGGACUUCCUGGGUUGGGCCCGGGCGCGGGUAUACCGGUCCCCACCUCGGCGUCCGCGGCGCUUCUCGGUUUAGGCCUUCCCCCGGGAGCGACCGGCACCCCCGCGGGCGCAGCCGCGCAUCCGCUGUCAAUGCUGACGAAACCGGAACUUCAUCGCGGUCAACCCGACGAUCUCAAACCUAACGGAGGUCUCAAUCCGGCCGAGGAGAGGCAUAGAAACUCGAUAUCGCCGGCGGAACGGGAGAAGUACAGACCGCGCAGCACACCUGAUCCUCAGCACGAACAUCCGCUGGCGAAGAAGCUGAAGAAGGAGCAGGACAAGGACAUAGGCCAUCAAAGCGAUGGUGAAAAGAGCGACCAAGACCUAGUGGUCGACGACGCGAGCGAGGGUCCGACCAGCCCGGCGGCGAACGGCACGGCGUCGCCGCGGGAGAACGGUCUCGACAAGUUGGGCCCGUCCUCGGUGCCUCUGAGCGGCCAGGUGAAGAAGGAGGUACCGCCGCCGUCGCCCAGAAGCGGCACCAGCAGCAACGCCAGCACGCCCUCGGCGAAGAAGAUGGAGGAACGCGAGAAACCGACGACGCCGAUCUCGAAACCGGUCACCCCGACGUCGGCAGGUAGCAGUUCCGGCUCCGGUGGCCUGAAACCAUCGAGCUCCAGCAAACCGUUGGUCUCGGCUUCGGUGGUCGGCCCUUAUCCGCCGCACUAUCCGCCACCACAUCAUCCGCCCGCGGGACCUCACGUGGACAUGCUGGGCUAUCCCCCGGCGGCGCUCAACGGUGGUUACCCCACGAGACCGCCCCUUCAGCAGCUUUACGAUCCUCAUGGUAGCAUGAGAGCACCGCUCGGACCGAUCAUUCCUCCCGGUGGUAAACCCAGUGCAUACAGUUUCCACGUGUCUAGCGAAGGCCAGAUGCAGCCGGUGCCGUUCCCGCAGGACGCCCUUAUCGGUCCGGGCAUUCCGCGUCACGCGCGUCAAAUAAACACGCUAACUCACGGUGAGGUAGUCUGUGCCGUGACAAUCUCUAACCCGACCAAAUAUGUCUAUACUGGCGGCAAGGGCUGCGUCAAGGUAUGGGAUAUUGGUCAGGGCGGCGGAGCCAGCGCGAAACCUGUCUCCCAGCUCGAUUGCCUGCAACGAGACAACUAUAUCAGGUCGGUGAAACUGUUGCCCGACGGUAGAACUCUGAUUGUUGGAGGCGAGGCGAGUAAUCUCAGCAUCUGGGACCUGGCAAGUCCGACACCGAGAAUCAAAGCGGAACUGACCUCCUCGGCGCCGGCGUGUUAUGCCCUGGCUAUCUCGCCGGACUCGAAGGUCUGCUUCAGCUGUUGCAGCGAUGGCAACAUCGCCGUGUGGGACCUGCAGAAUCAGACACUGGUGAGACAGUUCCAAGGUCACACGGACGGCGCUUCGUGUAUCGACAUCUCCGCCGACGGCUCGAAGCUGUGGACAGGUGGUCUCGAUAAUACCGUGCGCUCCUGGGACCUUAGAGAAGGCAGGCAGCUGCAGCAGCACGAUUUCACGUCACAGAUAUUCUCCUUGGGAUACUGCCCGACCGGUGAAUGGUUAGCCGUGGGUAUGGAAAAUUCGAACGUCGAAGUACUCCACGCUACGAAGCCCGACAAGUACCAGCUGCAUCUGCACGAAUCUUGCGUGCUGUCGUUACGUUUCGCCUCGUGCGGCAAGUGGUUCGUUUCUACUGGCAAGGACAAUUUACUUAAUGCGUGGCGCACGCCAUACGGUGCCUCGAUUUUCCAGUCGAAAGAGUCGUCCUCGGUGCUCAGCUGCGAUAUUUCUACGGACGACAAGUAUAUCGUGACCGGAUCCGGUGACAAGAAGGCCACCGUCUACGAAGUGAUGUAUUGAGCCACAUAUUGGCUUGACGAUACACUCCGAUAUACUACUCCGAUGGAAGUUUCUCGUGACAUUAAGUGUAAUUGACUCAUGACGGAGGAAUUGAAUAACAAAAAUUAAAUUUUUACUCCCUAAAUGUGACUUGAAGUAGCGAAUUGUGAGGUUUGACAAGACUUGACAAGACUUGGUCGCUACAUUCGUCAGACACCGAAUUAAAUUCUACACUUCUGUAAUCUCAGAAACGAAAACUAAAUUAUAUCGGGGGAAUAGUAUAUAAAUUACGGGGAUAUAAAUAUAUACAUAUAAAGAUUGCAGCAUUUAGCUGUGUAAGAUUGUAUAGAGCCUAUAAUCGUAAGUAGGAUGAAGUGAAUGGAAUGACAGAGAGUGAGAGAAAGAGACAAAUGCAUGUGAGUAAUCUCAAUCUGUAUUUAGCGUGGGAGGCGAUAAUGAAGUCGCUUGUGUAAUAUGUUACUGAUGUAAUAUAGAAUCUUUAUAAUUAGGUUCUUUUGCACGUGCUCGUGAAGGUAACUGAGCGAAGAAUCGAAUGCAUUUCGCCGUGCGAGAUCGUUUUCCUGUUACGGCGAAAUACCUGAAUACGUAUGGAAUGCUGAUCUAGUGUUGUAGACUUGUCAAAGUAGGGAUGUAUGUUGUGUCGCAGAAUUAUACAUAAUAUAUUGAGCACACAUGUAGACAGAACGUUUACGUCAUGUAGCGGUGAAACUGUAGGGCUAUGAGAAACCGAUAAGUAUCGAUCACGCUAACAGUUGUUGAACGCUGCGUUCGUUCGGUAUCGAAGCCAGUGAUGUGAUCUUUGACAUUUCUACCACCGAUAAGAGGAAUCAUUUGUACUUAUUACACUUUCAGUUUUAAAUACUGAUUCUUUUAUAAUUAUAUGGCACUGUUGCGUCUGCCGUUAAGACUUUAUUGUAAUUAAGAUUUUAUAAAACGCGUCGAGGGAGAAGGACAGUGAUAAAACAAAGGGAAAAAAAAGAAAAAAAAUGGCGAAAGAUUACUUUUCGAUCUUUUGCGGUAAUUAUGAAACUGGCUUUCAUACACGCCUAUUACGAGCGGUAUCGAAUACAAAUAGGAACUUUAUAAGUUGCGCCGAACGCGCACCGGAUACUUGAUACAAUGUACAUUGUUUGCGAGUCUUGACUGCCAUAAUAGGCAUAUAAAUAUUACGCACAUGCAUAUACGCGUAAACAAACACGAGCGAGCGGACCACGUUCGUGGGCGGAUUUUGCAGAAUAUUCGAUAAAGUAUUUUUGUGACUAUUCAUCGUGAGACCCUAGGCUUAAACCAUCGAGCAAACCUGGUCGAGCGUGAUCGACCGCGCGCGCGCGUCUGCAACGACGACUGCAGAGACGAGACGAUAUGUAAAAUGAGGCGAAACACUUGCGAUUCUUACACCGCCCUUCGGUGCAGGUUACAAAGCCGGAGGUGUGUGCAUCUGGACUUUUAGGGUACUAGCUAGCGCAUUAUUAUUCGGAGGCCGUAUGGUGAAAGCGGGUGAUGCGUAAUGGAGAUUUAUAUUUUGUUACAGGAAGGCACAUACAUACACACACACACGUUGACAUCCGCUGUGACCGUCCGAAAUUCAACGCCACGAUCAGAAAUAACUGCCGCGAUAAGAACUUUGCAUUGUAAUGUGAUUAGCGUUCCACCGGUUACGUUAAAUUGCAACCGUGAAUCGGACGAACGGACCCUCGAUUUUGGACGAUCACAGCCCCCGUUCAUAUAGACCAAUAGAAACAACGAUACCUCAAGAAGACUCAAUAGUUAAUUAUCUCUAACUCAUCGACUUGUACAGAAUCGAUAUUCUUUUACAGUUGAAUAACACACGCACCGUGAAAAAGAAAGCAUUACGCGAGACAAAAAAAAGAUCGCAUAGCCACGACAAUGAUUGUACCCUGCCUCUCCUCUAUCCCCCCCCCCUUCCUCCCUUUCCUACCCCAUCGGGAACCAUACUGUAAUACCGUUGAAUUGCGUCUCCGUGCUCGCAUUUUGCACUCCGCGAAAGCGUACGAAAGCCGCCGUGGGAGAGAACAUAUGUUCGUAAUAAACGGAAGACAGGCAGCGUUAAUCUUUUUCCAAGCACUGUUCAAGUUGUUCCUAUAGCUACGCGAAAAUUGUUUCUUUCGGCAAUUAAAUCCUCUAUAUCUAUAUA